Messenger RNA from Rangifer tarandus platyrhynchus (Svalbard reindeer), 522 nucleotides. Lineage: Eukaryota; Metazoa; Chordata; Mammalia; Artiodactyla; Cervidae. The record is from the annotation of a GenBank genome assembly.
AUGGCGGCGCUGGCAUCUCUCGGCGCUCUGGCGCUACUGCUGCUGUCCGGCCUCUCCUGCUGCUCAGCAGAGGCCUGUGUGGAGCCCCAGAUCACCCCUUCCUACUAUACCACCUCGGAUGCUGUCAUUUCUACUGAGACUGUCUUCAUCGUGGAGAUCUCCUUGACUUGCAAGAACAGGGUCCAGAACAUGGCUCUCUAUGCUGACGUCAGUGGAAAACAAUUUCCUGUCACCCGGGGCCAGGACGUGGGACGUUACCAGGUUUCCUGGAGCCUAGAUCACAAGAGUGCCCAUGCGGGCACCUAUGAGGUCCGGUUCUUUGAUGAGGAGUCCUACAGCCUCCUGAGGAAGGCUCAGAGAAACAAUGAGGACGUUUCCGUCAUCCCACCUCUAUUCACGGUCAGCGUUGACCAUCGGGGUACCUGGAAUGGGCCCUGGGUCUCCACCGAAGUCCUGGCCGCAGCCAUCGGCUUAGUGAUCUACUACCUGGCCUUUAGCGCCAAGAGCCACAUCCAGGCCUGA